Molecule: messenger RNA, 1748 nt
Organism: Folsomia candida
Lineage: Eukaryota; Metazoa; Arthropoda; Collembola; Entomobryomorpha; Isotomidae
Exons: 2
Coding region: 220-1713 (497 amino acids)
Source: RefSeq, a predicted model, not a curated record
UGCCUGUUAAAAACACAAUAUAUUGUAAGUGUCUCACUUUCACCUGGCAAAGUAAAGUCUCGUCCCCCGGCAAAGGACAUUUGAUUACAUUACCUUAAAUUUAUUCAAUUAGUCUAUUUGAAAAGAUGGAAUUAAAUUCAACUGAAAACGUGCAGCAAGGUGAAAAGAGACGGUCAGAGGACGAGGGUGGGGUUAGUGCUUCAAAGAAAUUGGUACAAAAUGUUGAUGUUCCACCUCAUAGACAAAACAUUGUUGUCCAGGGCCACCACCCGAAUUUGUAAAUUAAAAAUGAAAGGGACAGGAGCCGUUGCAGGGAGUGCUAGCAUUGAUCAGAUUAAGGCUGCUUUCUACCACUUGGCACGAUCCAACAAAGUGGAAUUGGAUUCAGAUGAACUAAUUUAUAGUCAACCGGAUGUACUUUCUCAAUCAACACCUCCCGUUGCUCCUCCACCAGAACUGCUGCCCUUGUCAUCUGAAGAAAGAGAUUCAGCCCUUGUCAAAAUAAAAGCUGCUGGAGAGGCCGGAAUUACUAUUGGAGAUACUGGAAUGAGUUUUGUUUGGAAAGAAAAAUGUGGCGUUGGAUUUCAACAACCAAAAGAAAGGGCGUCCGACCAGUUGUGUAUUAUGCAAUCACGCACAAACUCCUUUGAUUAUAACUCUAUCUGUACUCACAAUGGUACAUUUAAUUACCUUGUCCUAUUAUUUUGUAUUUAUCCUUACUGUUAUUUUGCAGAUUGUUUUUCUACUACUGGAACAAGGGCAGAUGAAGUUAUGCCAAAGUGUCUCAUGCACAAAGGACCCAACGAAAGUUAUGCAGUUUACGAGUUCAAAGCUCACAAGGGUGGAGUCACUGGGAUUGGUCAUAUGAUCAUGAAAUUCAAUUAUGCUAAAGAUAAGAAGCAAUCCCAUCUACAACAAGCAUUCAGUAAAAGAAGUAGCAUAAAACCCAAAGGCGUACCGGGAAAACCAGAGCUAUUUAAUACUUGUGAUGAGGCCGAGAAGAGGUUGGCCGUCUUGCAGACCGUAGCUCUGUUGAAAUGCUUUUCCAACCCAAACAAGUUCAAAUACACCACCCCAUCCGUGUCACUAGCAAACGGUCUCGAAGCAGAAGUCAAGAAUGAGAUGGAGGAACAAAGAUUCAAACUUGAAUUAACUGGAAUAAGUAAUUCUAAAACAGAGAAUGCACAAAUCCCAUUCCCUUUUGGUAGAAGGGCUACACCAGAUGAAACACUUGUUGAUUUGUUGGAUGACGAACAUGGGGCUCUCUACAUUGUGUGUGACAAUAAGAUGUUUUAUGGUGGUCAAACAAUCAGUGGAGUCGACACUCACAAUGUCGUUCGGCAUGGUUCUGAUACCGUAGCCCAGUAUGAAAAGGAAUAUGGGACUGGAAAUGUAGUGAAGAUCCCAUUGUGCGCAAUUCCAAUCCAAAAGAAGAAGAAGAAAAAGGAGGAUAAGGCAACAACUGCUAAAGAGCCAGCAGCAAUUGUUGAGAAAGAUGAUCUCAAGAAAAUGGAAGCUCAUCUUCAUGUUGGUCUCUACAUCGCCUAUCUUUUUCGCCUCAGAAACCCCUUUCAUCCUACAUUCACCAAAACGCAUCCCUACUGUCUUAACAAACAGGUCUUUUCGUCCUAUUUCGAUGAGCAUUCUUGGGAGAAGGUGGUUUUGUUUUUAAGGAGAGAAUUUGGGUGUCAGUUUGAAUUUAAGCAAAUGUAAUUAAAUCACUCGUUCUUACCUUCGUCAAAUCUGAA